GCAGUGUGUUUACGGGAGACUCUUAGGGGAGAGGUUGGGGGGGGGGGGUGUUGACAAGUGGUGGACGCGACUCCUGCGUCUUCGACCGGUCUUUCUUCCUCGGUAUUAUACCCCAGCACGAUCCGGCAAGACUCGUGUGGGUCGAGUAUUACCUCCGUGUUGUGGCUGCUGCUGCUGCUGCUUAUGGAGCCAGGACUGUCCCCUCCUGUGUGGUGUUACUACUACUCGCGCAGUAGUAACUUCUCAAGAAAUGUGAGGUAGUACAGUAUGUCCAAAGACGGGUACUAUCAUUUCGGGGAGUCGGGCAGCAAAGCUGUGGAGGGCUUGAACCUUCCCUCCUUGCCAACUACAUCGUAUUGGUACAAUGCGCACUCUACAGUGGGAAGCUCCCUCUACCCAGAUCACGAGACUUCAGGAACUCCUCCAUACAAGGGACUUCAGCAAAUAGAUGUCAAAUUAGCAGAAAACAAUAGAGACCAUUUGGAGUGGUGGACUGAUGACAUGUGCUUGGAAACUCAACCAAGAGCUUUUGAUUCCCAGUAUUGGGAAGGCCAUCCUACUGAGCGAGGAUAUGUGCAAUCAAGCGAUCAUUCAGUUGCAGGGUCAGAUUUUGAGCCAUCUGAUCAGCCAUUAGUGCUACUGAGUUGUCGUACUCGGGACCACCAAGAUGACUACAACAGUCCAGAGUUGUUGAAUUCUGUGGAUAUUGUUAAACACGAUGUUGAUGAAAGCUCUUUUUGUUCAGAAUCUGUCAGCAGCCAAGAAUAUUCCCCAACCAGUAACAACAACAAUACGCCAUCCAAUAAGAAAUAUACUCCAGAAACCAUAACACCUAUAGAUGAACACCAACGGAACCAAAAGAGAUACAAAAAGGAACCAAAAGAGAAAGCUAAGGAAGAUAAAAGGUGCGGAGUGUGUGGGGACGCAGCGAGGAGCAUGCAUUUUGGAGGGAUGGCUUGCGAUUCAUGUAAAGCCUUUUUUCGACGUUCAGUGCAGAGUGGUGCCUACAAAAGUUUCCAGUGUCCUGAGAACAAGAUAUGUCCAAUCUCAAAACAAAACAGAAAAGUUUGUCAGUAUUGCAGAUUUAAGAAAAGUCAAGAGAAUGGCAUGGAGAUUAACUGGGUGAUGUCGGAAACUGACCGCAUGGUGCUAUGGAAGAACAGACUUGCUAAACAACGUCAUGUCCAAGAAGAAAAGAUUAAAGACAAAGUAUAUGGAGACUUGCCAAGAUCACUAGACCCCAAAGAGGCUGAUGUGUUAAGGAAUCUUGCUGCUCUUCAAGAGUCUACAUUUAGGUCCAUUCCUUAUCCAGAGGAUUGUUAUGGUGAUAACAUAGAAGCAUUAGCUAAUCUUUUUGUUUUUAUAUGUAAGAAGCUAGGACUGUUCUUCCAGAGUGUUGAAGAUUAUCAGGAGGUUUGUAAAACAGACCAAAAUCUUUUAAUGAAGAAUGGGAUUGGCACGUCAAUAUAUCUUCACGGUGCAUAUAUGUACGAUUAUGAAAAUGAAAUGUGGCCUGCUGAAUGCAAUAAAGAAGCUUUAAAAAUUCCCCCAAUUUCCAUGGCUACUCUUCAAAAAUUUACAGUUUUACCAGAAGCUUUUGAUGCCAUUAUGAAAUACUAUAAUAAAUAUGCUAAAGAGCUCAAAGAUGAAAUUAUUUUGGCAUUGAUCUGCUUGAUUUCCUUUUUUCAGCCAGAUGAUCCUCAAUUUCUGAAUUCACAACAGAUUCAGGAUAUUCAGCUCAAGUACCUAGAACUUCUUCGGCGAUACUUAAUAGCUAAAGAUGGUGAUGUUGUUGCAAAGAUAACUUUUCCCAAACUUCUUGUUGGACUUGCAGAUAUUAAAGAGAUUUUAGAAUUUCAUAGUAAAGUUGAUAUCAAACCAACAAUAAACCACCAGCAUAUUUCACCACAGUCAACAGUAGAAAAUCAGAUGUCAGCAGUGAAUGAAUUGUUACAAAAGGCUUCUCAAGGACAGCUGCCAGAGUUUUCUUCAAUUUUAACAGCUUCAGAUAAAAGGCAACCACUAUGGCAGCAAAGUAAUGCAGUUAGAAAAAAAAGAUCAAAUUCAAACCUCAUUUUACGUGGAGAUCAGUUCUAUCAUCCCCAAACUAGCCAAAUAUUUGGUGUGACUCCAAGAACUGAUAUGAUCAUCACAAAUCCAAUGGAGAGGAUAGAUAAUUUUACAAGAAAACAAAAUUUACCCCGAGCACAAAUAAACGAGGUCUUGGAUUACGAAGAUGACUAUAGAGGGGAAGGAGACAGGCAAACAAGUGUGUUAGGUAGAGAGUCUGUAAAGGCUAAGAACACUUCUGCUGUGUAUCAUCCUGGAAGACAGUUGCAGGCGGCGUCAGUUGGCAAUAAUGGAGAGUGCGAUCAGUCUGGUCCAAUAGACAAGAAGAGGGCAGUUGAAGUUCUUUGUGAUACAUUGCAACAUAUCUCUUGUGCUGAUGAUGAACAAUUCAUUCAGUCACUGAAACAGAAUUUGUCUCCACACCUUUUGGUUAAUCUAGCUGAAAAGUUGUCACCAUCUUAACAGGAGCUGGAGCAUGUAGUCUUAAGUAUUUGAUGACAUUCAUCUGAUUUAGGAAUGUUUGUGAAGUAUGAUACAAAUAUACUAGGAAGCCAAUACAAUAUGCACUGUUAUGGAUCUCAGUUUGUGGUCAACUUUUGCUCAUGUACCUGCUUUAAAGUCAAAGUUGGUUUAGUAUCAAGUUUAGCAAUAGUUGGAGCAUUUCUAAGUUGUGAUGCAAAUUUAUUCAAAUAAAAACUCCAAACAUUUAUC
Messenger RNA from Procambarus clarkii (red swamp crayfish), 2781 nucleotides. RefSeq lists its product as uncharacterized. Gene Ontology annotation, molecular function: zinc ion binding; RNA polymerase II cis-regulatory region sequence-specific DNA binding; nuclear receptor activity. Gene Ontology annotation, biological process: negative regulation of transcription by RNA polymerase II; cell differentiation; positive regulation of transcription by RNA polymerase II. The record is from RefSeq and is a predicted model, not a curated record. NCBI's taxonomy places the organism in Eukaryota, Metazoa, Arthropoda, Malacostraca, Decapoda, Cambaridae.